Micropterus dolomieu (smallmouth bass) is the source of this 2992-nucleotide messenger RNA. It is a transcript of the gene tgfb2, whose product is annotated as transforming growth factor, beta 2. Gene Ontology annotation, molecular function: growth factor activity; cytokine activity; type III transforming growth factor beta receptor binding. Lineage: Eukaryota; Metazoa; Chordata; Actinopteri; Centrarchiformes; Centrarchidae. The coding region runs from base 895 to 2142 and encodes 415 amino acids. Gene Ontology annotation, cellular component: extracellular region. Gene Ontology annotation, biological process: regulation of cell population proliferation; transforming growth factor beta receptor signaling pathway; BMP signaling pathway. The record is from RefSeq and is a predicted model, not a curated record. The transcript has 7 exons.
GUCCCAGUGGGCACAGGGAGCGCUCCUAUUUACAAGAAAUUGUCUCGCAGCGUGGAAUUGAAGGGGUCCCCUUCUUCGACAGCCAGGACCUCAUUAUGAAGCGGGCGGACGUUGUUACCUCAGUCCCUUAGAAAUCUACUGCAAGCGGGUCCGCUUGGCACGCGCAAAAUACCAGCCAUUCCCUAACUGUGGGCUAUGAAGACUCGUAAAAUGCUCUGCAGUCGCAUCGAAGGCAAACUACGAGCUGUGUUCUGAAGUACUUUUGAAGGAAUAGCCUAAAUUAUCAUCGUGUAAUCAGACUUUGUAUGGAGUUUUGAUUUCAGCCAAACUUGAAAACGUUCGCAACUUCGGUCCCUGCUGAACGCCAGGACCGCAGUUGGCUUCUGAUGUUUUUUUAAACACCUUUGCGAUCUGUCUGGAUAAUUAAAGGCACAGCAGAGCACUGUCGGAGCACGGGCCAGUGUCGGGUGAAGUGCUGCUGGAGAGCUCUCGGGAUACUCGCACGAUGAUCCCUCUCCUGUUUUCCUAAAAAGAUUUCAGAUCCGUUUGAUGGCCGCACGUCCACCUCCGGCAACACUUCGGCUGCACCUUUAUGCAUUCUCGCUGUGCCUUCCGUCUGCAGAGAGGAGAUCCGAGGAUCCCUUCUGACCGAAUAACGGGUUUCUUUUUGUGUCGAGACAGUUGAAUGGAUUUUCAGGCACACUUUGCUGAAACUGGGGAAUUUGAACCAUACGAUAUUCAGUUAACUGUUCGGGGCCACUUGGCCCGUGUGCGUAAAUGUUCUUCACUUCGACUGCUGCACAAAAAAUGCGUCUGCCUGGCGAUAUUUAAAUCGCCUCGGAGAGUAUUUUCCUGAAUCUGUUAGUUAGAAUUUGGAAGACGCCGGAGGAGAAGAUGAACCUGUGUGUCGUCCGUGUUCUCCUCACUUUGGAUUUAGCCACCGUGGCCCUCAGUUUGUCCACAUGCAGUACGUUGGACAUGGAGCAGUUCAAAAAGAAGCGCAUCGAGGCCAUCCGAGGGCAGAUCCUGAGCAAGCUGAAGCUCACCAGUCCCCCGGAGGACUUUCCCGAUUCCGAGGAGGUGUCCCGUGAGAUUGUCGCCAUUUACAACAGCACCAGGGACCUGCUGCAGGAGAAGGCGAACGAACGGGCGGCGACGUGCGAGCGGCAGCGCUCCGAGGAGGAGUAUUACGCCAAGGAGGUGCACAAGGUCGACAUGCAGCCCUUCUUCCCGUCAGAGAAUGUCAUUUCUCCUACACACUUCAACCCUUACUUCAGGCGGCUAACGUUUGAUGUGUCCUCCAUGGAAAAGAAUGCCUCCAACCUGGUGAAGGCUGAGCUCAGAAUCUUCCGUCUUCAAAACCCUGGGGCCCGUGUGUCUGAGCAGCGCAUCGAGCUCUACCAGGUUUUAGGACACAAAGACCUGAUGUCUCCAACACAGCGGUAUAUUGACAGCAAGGUGGUAAGAACACAAACGGAGGGAGAGUGGCUGUCGUUUGACGUGACAGAGGCAGUGAGUGAAUGGCUGAACCACAGAGACAGAAACAGUGGAUUCAAGAUUAGUCUGCACUGCCCAUGCUGCACAUUUGUACCAUCAAAUAACUACAUUAUUCCCAACAAGAGUGAGGAGCUGGAGGCACGGUUUGCAGGAAUUGAUGACAACUUCAUCCAUGGCGGUGACCUGAAGGUGUUUAAGAAGCGCCGGCACAGUGCUAGGGCUCCACACCUUCUCCUCAUGUUGCUGCCUUCAUACCGGCUGGAGUCCCAGUCUCAGUCCCAGCCCAAGAAUCAACGAUCCAAGAGAGCCCUGGACGCUGCCUACUGUUCUAGAAAUGUUCAAGACAACUGCUGCUUACGGUCACUCUACAUCGAUUUUAAGAAAGACCUAGGCUGGAGGUGGAUCCAUGAGCCAAAAGGCUAUGAGGCCAACUUCUGUGCCGGGGCCUGUCCAUAUCUGUGGAGCGCCGACACCCAGCAUUCCAAGGUAUUAGGCCUGUAUAACACCAUCAACCCUGAAGCAUCAGCAUCUCCCUGCUGUGUCUCCCAGGACCUGGAGCCUCUCACCAUCCUCUACUACAUCGGCAAGUCCCCCAAAAUAGAGCAGCUCUCCAAUAUGAAGGUCAAGUCCUGCAAGUGCAGCUAGAGGCCCUUACAAGCCAGCACCAACACUCUCUCUCCGUCCUUUACACAAACACACACACAUAUGCCCACUGCAAUUACAUACAUACAUUCAAACCACAACUGUACUUUCUCUUACAUGUGCUAUUAUACUUCAUACAUAGUCAGGAGUGGUAUGAGGUACAGAACAAUUCAAUGCUUGUUCAAUGACCAGUGCUGUCAUGAUACAUGACUUUGAUACCAAUGCUCAGUACCAUAGGUACAGGGUUACACUGCAGAAUUUGGUUUAAAAUGCCUAACGACAAGCACAUUGUGUACAGAGAUUUUCAUGUUGAGUUUGGGUUGCAGUUUGCCUGUAGUUUGUUGUGUAAUUCUUGGCAAGCAUCAGGAGCUGUUGGCUAUCCAAUGUCAACAUGCAAAACCCAGAGCAGGUUGCCUACCAUGAUUUUGCUGUGACGUUAACUUACAAAUCUGAUCUGAAUGGACUAUAGGAAAUAAUGCAAAUGACGUUGCAUGCAGCCAGGUUGUAUUAGCAGUGUACAAAAUUCUUACUGCCCAGAAAACAACAGGGAAAAAGACACCUCUCACUACAAAAAAUGUUUUAUAUUUAAUUAUUAUUCUCUGGCAACUGAAAACCACGAAACAACAUACAUAUUUUCAAAUAUAAGGACAAGGAUUUCAAUAUCAAUGUUGUCUUUAAGUGAAAAUGUCCCAUUUUUGGCUCCUGGCAACAGUCUAUAAACCAGAUGAAACAGGCAGGGUGGGGCGGCUGUGGCUCAGGAGGUAGAGCGGGUUGGCCGUUAAUCGGAAGGUCAGCGGUUCAAUCCCUGUUUCCCCCUGGUUGCGUGUUGGAGGUUCCUUGGGCAAGAUACUGA